Molecule: messenger RNA, 2097 nt
Organism: Oncorhynchus keta (chum salmon)
Lineage: Eukaryota; Metazoa; Chordata; Actinopteri; Salmoniformes; Salmonidae
Product: transcription factor E2F3
Exons: 7
Coding region: 259-1539 (426 amino acids)
Biological process (GO): regulation of transcription by RNA polymerase II
Cellular component (GO): RNA polymerase II transcription regulator complex
Molecular function (GO): RNA polymerase II cis-regulatory region sequence-specific DNA binding; protein dimerization activity; DNA-binding transcription factor activity, RNA polymerase II-specific
Source: RefSeq, a predicted model, not a curated record
UUCGCUGAUAAACUGCAUCCCAUAAUUCACUGUCAUUUUUCAGGCAGCAGGAGUGGAGCUUGCGACCUAAUACAAUCCGUUGCAUCUUCCCUGUUUUAGAACCGUAUCGUGUAUCAAAUUGUAACGAACGGGCAUGUAAGAUAAUAGUUUAACGAUAUCCCUGAUUUUAUAUAUAUUUUUUUCUCGAAUCGAUGCGGAUUUUGAAGAAGAAAAAAAGUGCUCCAAAGUAGCGGAGGGACAAAAGGACAUUCGCGCCUGAUGAUGAGAAAAGGGGGAGCCUCUGUCCCGGAGAAAGUCCUAAUUUCAGGGGUCGGGGGCUCCUCCAUGGACAAAAACCGCACAGUUCUGACCCAGUACGCCAAUUAUCAGAUCUUAACCCCUCCGCCCUGUCCGAACCAGACUAACAAUGUCGGUGUCCCAGACCCGACCGAGAGUCCGCUAUACACUACUACCCCCACCGGGGUGUCUACAAACGAGACCGGACAGCGACCACCCCUCGGAAGACACCCGACGAAGCGUCGGUUGGAGCUGGAGGAGAGUGAUCAACAGUACACCAGUGAGACGAACAGUGGCUCCAGAGCUAAGCGAGCCACCAGGCUCUCCCUCAGAGGACCCAAGACUCCCCCCUCCACGUUAGAGAAGACUAGGUAUGACACUUCUCUAGGCCUCCUGACCCAGAAGUUUGUCCAGCUGCUGGCCCAGUCCAGUGACGGGGUAGUGGACCUCAACCGGGCCGCGGAGUCCCUCAAGGUGAGGAAGAGACGCCUCUAUGACAUCACCAACGUCCUGCAAGGGGUGCAUCUCAUCAAGAAGAAGUCUAAGAACAACAUCCAAUGGAUGGGCUGUAGCCUGUCUCCACAGGGAGUUGCCAGGGUCCAGACCCCUGGCUCUGUGGGUGAAGAGCUACUGGAGUUGGCCCAGGAGGAGAAGAGACUGGAUGAACUCCUACACAUCUCUACACGCAUCGUCCAACAGAUAACUGAAGACACACCCACAAGGAAAUAUGCAUACAUAUCGUAUGAGGAUGUGAAGAGGAUUCCUAGUCUCAAGGACCAGACGGUCAUUGUGGUCAAAGCCCCUGCUGAAACCAGACUAGAGGUGCAAGACCCUGCAGAGAGUCUCCAGGUCCACCUGAGCAGUACCCAGGGUCCAAUAGAAGUCUUCCUUUGCUCUGAUGACCACGCCACCUCCUCCACGCUGAACAACGUGGCACUGAAUGGAAAAGGACAUCCCUCUUCAUCGUAUGUCAACGGAAACUCCUCUUUGUCCGUCUUCAAGGUGUCACAAGGGGGUAAUAACUCCACCGAUAGCGCCAGUAUCAGUUUCUCCAACGCCCUGUCCAGGCUCCCAGCAUGCUCAGCAGUGACAGUGACCCCUGUCUCCCUCCUCCCCCUCCAGGAUGUCGACCAGGAGCCCUUUGUCCCCCUCUCUCCCUCCCUCCUCUUUGAGGAGGACGACUACAUGCUCAGCCUGGGGGAAGACAACUUGUUCUCCUACGACCUGGACGAGCUUCCACUGGAAGACCUGCUCUGUAACUGAGUGAAAUGGAAACUCGGUGGCCAUUUUGGGGUGUUUUGAUUUUGGGGCCAUGUUAUUGGCCCAGAUUUAUGGCCCCAAUGUGGUCAUUUACAGUAUAAUGAACUGAUGUAUCCUAUAGCCCAGUGGUUUCAGCAGCCAUUUUGGAGCAAAGCUUUUUCUUGACAUCCUGGACUGGAUCGCUCAUAGAGGACCUGCUGUGUAAUUGACCUUGAAUGUGAAAAUACCUGUUCUUGGUAUAGAUGUGAAGGAAGUAAGCCUACGUUGCCAUCCGGUCAAAUGUGGCAGGCCAGCACAAACACAAGCUGUCUAGGAGGGGGAGAAUUCUGUGGCUGAACGAACAGACAAACCCCUUCUCAAAGCCUGUCUUUCUGGUUAGACCUGCACUGACAGGCAAACCAACAAUCUCUCACUCCCCUUAGCAGACCGUUAUGUCUUCUUGAUGAACUGUUCUCGUCUGAAAACACAGAUUGUCCCUAACAGAGAUGGGUUAUGGAUAUCAACCCCCUGGACACUCAUAUAUUCCACUGUGACUUAUCUGUCAACCUGUGUUUAAUAUUG